AUGCUGCUGUUGCUGUUGCACAAGCUGGUUGAGCAGUUUCUAAAGCUGAAACCGUCUAAGUUUGGUGGGACGGGUGAUCCUGAGGCUGCAACCCUUUGGGUCAAGGAGCUGGAGAAAGCUUUUGCACUCCUGAGGUGCUCAGAGGAGGACAAGGCCACUCGAGGAAGGAUCUUUCCUGAAGGCACAGUCCCGAGCUGGGAUGCCUUUGUUGAAGUCUUUAAUGGUAAGUACUUCUCCGAGUGUGCUCGAGAGCAAAAGAUGGCGGAAUUUCUGCGACUUCGCCAGAAUCAUUUGUUAGUCGAUCAGUAUGAGGCUGAGUCCGCAAAGCAAUCAAAGUACGCGCCAAGAAUGACCAAGGACCCAGUGGAUAGGGCAAGGAGAUUCCGGGAUGGUCUUAAACUGGAAAUCCGAAGUCAGUUGGUGCCCCUGAACCUUAAGGACUACAAUGAGCUAUAUGAGAAUGCCCAACUGAUUGAGAGGGAUAUGGUUGAGAGGGCAACUGCAUCUGGAUCGUGGUAUGCCCCAAGUCGAGGUAACCAUUGGUUUAAGAAAGAGCCGAUGACUAGAGGAAAACACCACAUCCCUCCCAACAGGAAGAACGACAUUGGGAAGCCGGCAUACAACCCAAGUAACGUGUGCCGAUUCUGUGGGAGGAGGCAUGGGAAUAGCCCUUGCCCAAGUAGGACUGGAGCUUGCUAUGGAUGUGGCCAGCAUGGUCAUCAAGUGAGAGAUUGCUCGAACUGA
This is a messenger RNA of Syzygium oleosum, 744 nucleotides long. RefSeq lists its product as uncharacterized. Gene Ontology annotation, molecular function: nucleic acid binding; zinc ion binding. The transcript has 2 exons. NCBI's taxonomy places the organism in Eukaryota, Viridiplantae, Streptophyta, Magnoliopsida, Myrtales, Myrtaceae. The record is from RefSeq and is a predicted model, not a curated record. The coding region runs from base 1 to 744 and encodes 247 amino acids.